UCAUAGUUGUACUAUUGCCUCUAAGGUUGGAAUCAUGGCAAGGAAUUCACAAGCAAUUUUGUUGGCUCUCUUUGUCUGUUUGAUUGGUUUUGAUCAUCAACACUCUCUGGUUGUUGAAGCCAACUUCUGGGAUACCACCUUUAUCAACUGGGGAGCUCAUCAUGCCAGUGUUUACAACAAUGGUGACGAUAUGCAACUUGUUUUAGAUAAAAGUGCAGGAUCAGGAAUUGAAAGCAAGAAAGAGUACCUCUUUGGUAGCGUUGAAAUGCAAAUCAAACUAGUAUCUGGGAAUUCUGCAGGAACUGUCACCGCUUACUAUCUUUCUUCCAAGGGUGACAAGCACGACGAAAUUGAUUUUGAGUUCUUAGGUAAUGUAUCAGGAAAACCUUAUAUCAUGCAUACAAAUGUCUUUGCUGAAGGAGUUGGAAACAAAGAACAGCAAUUCUACCCUUGGUUUGAUCCUACCACUGACUUCCACAAUUACACCAUUCACUGGAACCCAAGCGAGAUUGUGUGGUUCAUCGACAGUAUUCCAAUCCGUGUGUUCCGUAACUACGAGUUCUUGGGAAUUAAAUAUCCAAACAAGCAGGGUAUGAAGGCUUACAGCAGUUUAUGGAAUGCUGAUGACUGGGCAACUAGAGGUGGGCUUGACAAAAUAGAUUGGAAUAAGGCACCCUUCUCCGCUAGAUUGCGAAAGUUCUCACCAAGGGCUUGCACUUGGUUUGGACAAGGCAGCAUUAGCUACUGUAACUCAAAAGAUAAGUGGUAUACUUCUUCUGAAUAUAGCAGCCUGAAUGAGGCUCAGAAAGGUCAGAUGAAAUGGGUUAGAGACAAGUAUAUGAUCUAUGACUACUGCAAGGAUGGUAAAAGGUUCAAUUGGAACGUGCCCCGCGAGUGUUUUUUGCAACAGUCUUAA
Molecule: messenger RNA, 916 nt
Organism: Papaver somniferum (opium poppy)
Lineage: Eukaryota; Viridiplantae; Streptophyta; Magnoliopsida; Ranunculales; Papaveraceae
Product: probable xyloglucan endotransglucosylase/hydrolase protein 26
Exons: 4
Coding region: 35-916 (293 amino acids)
Biological process (GO): cell wall biogenesis; xyloglucan metabolic process
Cellular component (GO): apoplast; cell wall
Molecular function (GO): hydrolase activity, hydrolyzing O-glycosyl compounds; xyloglucan:xyloglucosyl transferase activity
Source: RefSeq, a predicted model, not a curated record